Vitis vinifera (wine grape) is the source of this 479-nucleotide messenger RNA. RefSeq names its product bifunctional nitrilase/nitrile hydratase NIT4B-like. The record is from RefSeq and is a predicted model, not a curated record. Gene Ontology annotation, molecular function: nitrile hydratase activity; nitrilase activity. NCBI's taxonomy places the organism in Eukaryota, Viridiplantae, Streptophyta, Magnoliopsida, Vitales, Vitaceae. The coding region runs from base 1 to 345 and encodes 114 amino acids. Gene Ontology annotation, biological process: detoxification of nitrogen compound. The transcript is spliced from 3 exons.
AUGAGGAAAGAUUACCCACCUCCACCUGAGUAUCUUUACAGUCCUACAGAAGAAGAUGUCACUCCAGAUUCUAUUGUUUGGGCUGGAGGUAGUGUCAUCAUUUCGACCCAUGGGGAAAUUCUAACAGGACCGAAUUAUGAAGGAGAAGGCCUCUUCACAGCUGAUCUUGAUGUUCGUGGAGAGAUUCCUAAAGCAAAGUUCCAGUUCGAUGUGGUAGGACAUUAUUCGAGAGCUGAUGUGCUAAGCCUCACUGUGAACAAUCGUCCACCGCUUCCUGUUACUUUCACAUCCUCACCAUCUAAAAUCAAAGACAAUGAGGAGAUGGAUGAAUGCAAAGACAUAUAAAAGAUGGCCUAUUUAGGAGACUGUUAGCCUAGCUAAGGUCGUCCUUCAAUAAUUUGUAUGAUUUUCCAAUAAGUCCACAUGUGCGUAUGGAGACUGCACUUCAUUAUAAAUAAAUGCUUGGUUUGAGUGUAAAA